AUGAAUGCUCCGGCAGGUGAUAUCCCUCGAGCCCAGCCCCCUAGUGCCUCUGCCCCCGCCCAACACACCGGCAUAUGCUUCUCUGAGCAGCUGUUGUACAGCGGCCCUGGCACGAGUCCCGAUCAACCUCGAUCUCGGCAGAGAUGGGGGCUUGACAGCUCAGAGGCCGUCAGUUUUCCACUGAAGAUUCUGGCCAAAACAGGGAGGGUCCUUAGUCUACAGUCGAUAGAUGAAGAUGAUGAUAUCGUUGUCCUCCGGGAGGUCCCUGCUCAGGCAAGAAAGCCGUCUGAAACAGAGUAG
Messenger RNA from Colletotrichum higginsianum IMI 349063, 300 nucleotides. RefSeq lists its product as uncharacterized. The transcript has 3 exons. NCBI's taxonomy places the organism in Eukaryota, Fungi, Ascomycota, Sordariomycetes, Glomerellales, Glomerellaceae. The record is from RefSeq and is a predicted model, not a curated record. Bases 1 to 300 code for a protein of 99 amino acids.